CGAUACGCACUCUCAUGGUAUUUUUCUUCUAUCACAUCCCCACGGCCGUGGUUUCCCUUCUCUCCAAAAGCAUAUCCAUCACGUUGAGCUUCUCAUCUUUGCUCCUCAUCACGGUUUUCCUCUCGCUCUGUGCCUACUUCGUGGUGCGCUACCGCUACCUCUCGGUAUACUCGCGGCUUACUGACGACCCCAAGCCGAAUGAGGCAAUCGAGAUGAUGCUCGAUCCAAAGUUGCAGUCGCAGGCGAGGCCCUCGGGGUAUCUUGAUGAGUUCUUGGCCGCCAUCAAGGUGUUUGGCAACUUGGACAAGCAGGUCUCUCACGCCCUCACAAAGAACAUGACCACUCAGCGUUUGGAUGCGGAUGAAGUGUUAUUCCUCGAUGAUCGCUUGGGCUUUGCUGUGCUUAUGGAGGGCCAUAUGCUGGUUUACUCUAAGCGCAGCGCCCCGAGGCAAUCGUCCAAGAGAGACGCAAACAUCCUCACCCUCAACUGUCAGACGUACCAGUUGUUGAACCAGGUUAAGAGCGGAAACCCGCUUUCAUCGUUGUUUGGGAUCUUGACCUUAUUCACGCAAUUUGGGACUGUCCGUUCCGGGCUUCAGUCACCCAUGAGUAGUGGGGGUUCCCCUCGGCCAUCCCUCUUUAGAACCUACACUGAUAUGGCGCAAUCCGGUCCCGAAGACUUAAGCCCGGGUAAUCCAGAACUUCCGAGUGAUGUCUACCCUGAUAUCAUAGCCAAAGCAACCACUGAUUGCACUAUUGCGAUCAUCCCUGCAGACGCUUUCCGCCGCUUGUUCCUCAACCACCCCAAGGCCAGCGCCCAGAUCGUCCAGAUGAUUCUCACCCGGUUGCACCGCGUGACAAUGCAGACGGCACACAACUAUUUGGGCUUGACGGCCGAGAUAUACGAAACAGAAGCAAGGUUAAACAGCUCCGGGGCGUUUCAGCUUCCGUCGUAUCUCCACAACAGCGUGGUUCAGAAGUUUGACCGUCUUCACGGAUCGUCUUCUGAUUUGUUCAAGCAAUCUACCUCUCCUCCAGCGUCGAGAAUUGCGAGCCCCCACUUUGAGACCGACGUCAUUCCCAGGGGCCCUCCCAAGGUGUUUGCUCCUAAUAAAUCCCGCCCCCACAUCCGCAGGAACCAGUCUCGCCACGUGAUUCUUGGGAGCCGGAAGACCACCAAUCCCGGAGACUUGCUCUCCAAUGUACCUUUGUCGCGUAAAGAGUUCACGGCUGAUGUGAGUGAAAAGGAGGUACGGAGCCGGAUGUUCUCUGCGGACGAAGAAACCGAGGAGACAUCCUUGCGGAUUGCCAUCAUCGAAGCGAUGCUCAGCCUCUUGGGUAUCAAGAGCGAGCACUGCCUUCUGCGGAAGGGCUGUACGGGCUCGAGCACCGGCUUGAUGGCCCUUGGUAAUGUCAUUGGAGGCCAGGUAGAGCUUCCUUUCUCGACCGUCUCACCCGCCCAUGUCAAGUUCUUCAUUGACUCAGCCUCUGAUAAGGAGGAGGAUGAACUGCUGGUCUUCGAGGCCAUCACCAGGGAGUUUGCGGGGUACUUGGAUCUUGUCUUUAUCAGGGCUGGAACCACGUUGAUCCGGGAGAAGGAGACAAACAAGGGUUUAUACUUUGUCAUUGACGGUCAUUUGGGGGUUUCAUAUAUUGACAGUGAUGGAGAUGAAAACUAUUUGCACUCUGUAAAGGCUGGGGGGUUGGCUGGAUACAUUGGGACAAUCGUGGGCCACAAGUCGUUUGUUUCCGUCAAGGCCACCACCGAUGCGUAUGUUGGGUUUUUAUCCAGCGACCGCUUCGAGCGCUUGACGGACAAGCACUACAUUCUCCAGAUACCGCUUGCCAAGCAUCUAGUGGGGCUUUUCUCGCGGGAAAUCUUGGAAAUUGACUUUGCAUUGGAGUGGAUCCACUCGCUGGCUGGGGAGAUGCUUGCGCAGCAGGGUGAUAUGGCCAACGGUAUCUAUGUUGUUCUCAAUGGCCGGUUUAGGGCGAUUCAGGAGGAUGAAAAGGGAAAUCCUUCGGCCUUGGGGGAGUUUGGCCAAGGUGAAUCCUUAGGGGAAAUUGAGGUAUUGACAGCUUCUAAGCGGGCCUCGUCGUUGGUUGCGGUGCGCGACUCUGAAUGCGCGCGGAUUCCGCGCUUUUUGUUUGAGAUUCUCGCCAUCCAACACCCCUCGAUAAUGAUCAAGAUCUCGCGGAUUGUGGCGCUCAGGAUGCAAAGUCUGAUCAGCCCUCUGCUCCAUCUGACGGUGAAGGCGACCCAUAAUGGAAACUACCGCACCAUCACGGUAUUGCCCAUCACGGAUGGCUUACCUGUGGCUGAAUUCGCCGACAAGUUGGUGACUAGCUUAAAAUCUGUCAACCGCUCGGUAAUUGCCUUAAACCAGGCAUCCACGUUACACCAUCUCGGCAGGCGAGCCUUCGACCGGUUAGCCAAGAUCAAGCAGACCAACUACCUCUGCGAGCUUGAGGAAAAGUUUCAGAUCGUCGUCUAUGUCACCGACACGCCGGUCAGCUCGCAGUGGACCAAAACGUGCAUCUCUCAAGGCGAUUGCAUUCUCCUCUUGGCCGAUGCGCGUGCGGAACCGAGCGUGGGCGCGUAUGAACGGCUCUUGGUGAAAACGCGUGCAACAGCCAAAACGGACUUGAUCUUGUUGCACCCAGAACGCAGCGUGGAUCCAGGUUCGACCAUGAAAUGGUUGCAAAACCGUCGCUGGAUCGACUCCCAUCACCACGUCCAGAUGGCGGUAGACCACAAGGCGGUGACAGACGCCUUGAAUCUCCGCCACAUCCAGUCCACCACGCGGAUUCUCUCCAGCCUCAACUUUGCGGACCUCCGCUCCAAAGUCAACUUGUUGAUUAAGCAGGAUAUCUUCAAAAUCAGUCGCACCCGAAACUACUACGCCCCCGCACAGAUCCACAAAUCCGACUUCCUUCGCUUGGCACGCAUUCUCUCGGGCCAGGCAGUGGGCUUGGUGCUCGGUGGCGGUGGCGCGCGCGGGAUCUCCCACGUAGGAGUCAUCAAGGCCUUGGAAGAGAAAGGAAUUCCGAUCGAUCUCAUCGGAGGAACUUCCAUGGGCUCGUUUGUGGGCGGGUUAUACGCGCGUGAUUACGAUUUGGUGAGCAUCUUUGGGCGUGCAAAGAAGUUCUGCGGCCGAACUUCGUCGCUCUGGCGAAACCUCUUUGACUUGACCUAUCCCGUAACGUCCUAUGUCACGGGACACGAGUUUAACCGCGGUAUUUGGAAGGCGUUUGGAGCGUCGCGUAUUGAGGACUUUUGGAUCAGCUACUUUACCAACUCCACAAACAUUACCAACUCGGUCAUGGAGAUCCAUACCUCGGGCUACGCCUGGAAGUAUAUUCGUGCGUCCAUGUCGUUAGCGGGUUUACUCCCACCAAUCACAGAUAAGGGCUCCAUGUUGCUAGACGGGGGGUAUCUCGACAACUUACCCGUGGUGGAGAUGCAGAACCGUGGUGCCACCAUCAUCUUUGCCGUGGAUGUGGGUUCGGUGGACGACAGAACGCCCAUGACCUAUGGUGAUACUUUAAACGGGUGGUGGGUCUUGUUCAACCGCUGGAAUCCGUUCUCAAAGCAUCCGAACGUCCCGAGCAUGGCGGAAGUCCAGAUGCGGUUGGCCUACGUUUCGUCCGUCAAUGCAUUGGAAAUUGCAAAGAACACCAAGGGAAUUGUCUACCUCCGGCCUCCAAUCGAUAAUUACGCCACCUUGGAUUUCGGUAAGUUUGACGAAAUCUACCAUGUCGGUGAGAUCUAUGCCAGAAACCAGUUGGCCAAGUUGGAGAGCAACGGAAAGUUGCCUGUCAUUCCGGGGGUAUUCGAGGGGGUCGAGGAGCUGCGGUUGAGGGAAAGAUUUCAACGGAGAAAUUCAAUGUAGCACUCUUGUUUGUCCUUCUAUUGCUAUCAAAAGUAUCUGUGUUUUUACUGAAAACUAGAUAUUAUCGUAAGCAUUAGCUCAGAAAAGCCCAUGGGAAAGGAUUGGGUGGGAUUCACAAAGCUAUAUCGUAGGGUUACUGUGUAUGAACGAAGAAAAAGCCACAAUCACUCUUAUUAAUCCUUACAAUAUUGAUUCUUCGUUUUAUGUUUUAAGAACAACUUCAAAUUAAACUAUCCAUUGGAUAAUAAACUCGU
Messenger RNA from Babjeviella inositovora NRRL Y-12698, 4147 nucleotides. RefSeq names its product lysophospholipase. Gene Ontology annotation, molecular function: phosphatidylcholine lysophospholipase A1 activity. Lineage: Eukaryota; Fungi; Ascomycota; Pichiomycetes; Serinales. The transcript has a single exon. Gene Ontology annotation, cellular component: endoplasmic reticulum. Gene Ontology annotation, biological process: phosphatidylcholine metabolic process. The record is from RefSeq and is a predicted model, not a curated record. Bases 15 to 3893 code for a protein of 1292 amino acids.